AUGCCUGCCGUUGACGUUUCUCCAUCCAUCCCAUCCCCUACCGGCAAAGAGGCCGCCAAAUCCAUCGCUGUCCUCGAAGAGCUCAUCAAGAGCCUUUCAAUCACCAAGACUGCUGAUGAAGCUAAAGCUGCCGCUAACAACAUUGCCACCCUCCUAAACGGCCCUGUCGAAGAGCAGGUUCUCCCAGCCAAGGCUGUUGAACUCCUGAAGAAACAACUCUCCAACAAGAAAGAUGCUGGUGCUCGUGAGCGGGCUCUCGAUGGCAUCCUCGCCAUCGCCUCACACUCCACAGUUUCUCCUGCUGUCGAGCCAUACCUCGUUACUCUGCUUGCCCCAACUUUGGCUGCUGUCGGUGACAAGAUGGUCUCCGUGAAGCAGAUCGCCCAGGCCGCAGCUGUUGCCCUCGUCAAGGCCAUCAACCCCAACUCUGUCAAGGCCGCUCUGCCUUCCAUCAUCAACUCCAUCUUGUCAGCUCAAAAAUGGCAGGAGAAGAUGACUGGUCUUCAGUGUGUUGAGGCCCUCGUCGAAACUGCCCCAGCACAGCUUGCUUUCCGCGUCCCAGAUCUCAUUCCCGUUGUCUCGGAAUCCAUGUGGGAUACCAAGCCCGAGGUCAAGAAAUACGCUUACAGCAUCAUGGAGAAGGUCUGCGGCUUGAUCGUCAACAAGGAUAUCGAACGCUUCAUCCCUGAACUGAUCAAAUGUAUCUCCAAACCCGAGAACGUCCCCGAGACUGUUCACUUGCUCGGUGCUACCACCUUCGUCACUGAUGUCCACGAACCCACCCUGGCUAUUAUGGUUCCUCUGCUCGACCGUGGACUUGCGGAGCGCGAAACUGCCAUCAAGCGAAAGUCAGCAGUUAUCGUCGACAACAUGUGCAAGCUCGUCGAGGAUCCUCAGAUCGUUGCUGCUUUCUUGCCCAAGCUCAUGCCUGCGCUUGAGAAGAACUACGAAACUUUGGCAGAUCCUGAGGCACGUGAGAAGACCAAACAAGGUCUCGAUACUCUCAUCCGCGUCGGUGAUGUGAAAGAUGGCAAGAUCCCUGAGGUCUCCAAGGCUAGUGAUCUCGAAACAGUCUCUGCUAUCCUCAAGGAGAUCCUCGAGCCAAAGCACAAAGCCCAGAUCGUCAAUUCCGAAGCUGUCAUCCAAUACGUUGCCGCCAUUGCUGGUCAACUCGUCGACGAGAAGGUUGUUGACCUCCCAUCCUGGACUGAGAACACCCUCCCCUACAUCACUGCUAUUGUAGGCGAGGCCGAUGCCAGACCCAUCGCCGAAUCUCUCCGCAAGCGUGCCUCUCCCGGUGCUGCAGAGGAGUCUGAGGUUGAGCCAGAUGAAGAGGAAGGAGAGGAUCUUUGCAACUGUACCUUCAACUUGGCCUACGGUGCUAAGAUCCUUCUCAACCAGACUCACCUGCGCCUCAAGCGUGGUCAACGAUACGGUCUCCUCGGCCCCAACGUUCUGGUCGAGGGCUUCCCCAAGAAGGAUGAGGUCAAGACUGUCUUCGUCGAGCAUGACCUUGACGCUGCUGAUACAGAGCAGACCGUCAUUGGCUGGACCCAGAAGAAAUUGGCCGAUGUUGGUGUGAAGAUUUCCCAGGAGGCUAUCGAGGAGCGUCUGAUUGAGUUCGGUUUUCUCAAGGAGCAGUUCGAGAGUCCGAUAACCUCUCUCUCUGGUGGCUGGAAAAUGAAACUUGCUCUUGCCCGUGCCGUCUUCGAAGAGCCAGAUAUUCUCUUGCUCGACGAACCAACCAACCAUCUCGACGUCAAAAACGUUGCCUGGCUCGAGCAGUACCUCAUCAACUCUCCUUGCACGUCCAUCAUCGUGUCCCACGACAGCAAGUUCUUGAAUAACGUCAUUCAGCAUGUCAUCCACUAUGAGCGUUUCAAACUCCGCAGAUAUCGCGGUAACCUGUCCGAGUUCGCCAAGCGCUGUCCCUCUGCUCGCUCUUACUUCGAUCUCGAGGCGUCAGAGAUGGAAUUCAAGUUCCCAGAGCCCGGUUUCCUCGAAGGUGUCAAGACCAAGGCCAAAGCCAUUGUCCGUGUCAGCAACAUGAGCUUCCAAUACCCUGGAACCUCAAGACCCCAGAUCGCAGACAUCAGCUUCCAAUGCUCGCUCGGCUCCCGUAUCGCUGUUAUUGGUCCCAACGGUGCCGGAAAGUCCACUCUCGUCAACGUCCUGACUGGUGAACUCAUCCCCACUUCCGGUGAGGUCUACCAGCACGAGAAUAUCCGCAUUGCCUACAUCAAACAGCAUGCGUUUGCUCACAUCGAUAACCACCUGGACAAAACUCCAUCCGAGUACAUCCAAUGGCGUUUCCAGACCGGCGAAGACCGUGAGACCAUGGACCGCGCCAACAAGAUCGUCACUGACGAAGAUGAAAAGGCCAUGGACAAGAUUUACAACAUCGAUGGCAGCAAACGUCGCGUAAUCGGCGUCCACUCCCGCCGCAAAUUCAAGAACUCAUACGAGUACGAAUGUUCUUUCGUCCUCGGUGAGAACGUUGGUAUGAAGAACGAGAAGUGGAUUCCGAUGAUGACAUCUGACAACGCAUGGAUCCCACGGAAUGAGAUCCUCGCCUCCCACGCCAAGCUUGUCGCUGAAGUUGAUCAAAAGGAGGCUCUCGCCAGCGGUCAAUUCCGCCCUCUGGUUCGCAAGGAGAUCGAACAGCACUGCUCCUACUUUGGCCUUGAUGCCGAGCUGGUCUCCCACUCGCGCAUGCGUGGUCUCUCCGGUGGUCAGCGUGUUAAAGUCGUGCUCGCCGCUUGCUCUUGGCAACGGCCUCACUUGAUCGUACUUGACGAGCCGACCAACUAUCUCGAUCGCGAUUCUCUGGGUGCUCUGUCCAAGGCACUUAAGUCUUUCGAGGGUGGUGUGAUUAUCAUCACACACUCCAGCGAAUUUACCGAAGGCCUUACACAGGAAGUUUGGUCCAUGCGACCCAACGAACAAGGAAUCGGCAUCAUGACGCCAUCUGGACACAACUGGGUUCAGGGACAAGGCACGGGACCUCGUUUGACGGAGAAGGAUGACACUGAGGAUAAGUUCGAUGCAAUGGGUAACAAAAUCGAAUCCUCGAAGAAAACCAAGAAGCUCACUUCAUCCGAACUCCGGAAGAAACGUAAGGACCGCAUGGCUCGACGGAAGAAGGGUGAGGAGGUCUUUUCGGAUGAAGAGGAUAUGUAA
This is a messenger RNA of Paracoccidioides brasiliensis Pb18, 3180 nucleotides long. RefSeq lists its product as uncharacterized. Gene Ontology annotation, molecular function: ATP hydrolysis activity; translation elongation factor activity; ATP binding. The record is from RefSeq and is a predicted model, not a curated record. The transcript is spliced from 4 exons. The coding region runs from base 1 to 3180 and encodes 1059 amino acids.